This is a messenger RNA of Lycium ferocissimum, 803 nucleotides long. Its product is annotated as glycine-rich protein 5-like. The record is from RefSeq and is a predicted model, not a curated record. The transcript has a single exon. NCBI's taxonomy places the organism in Eukaryota, Viridiplantae, Streptophyta, Magnoliopsida, Solanales, Solanaceae. Bases 101 to 535 code for a protein of 144 amino acids.
CUUUCUACAACACCACAAUUCACCAGCCUUAUAAUAUUUUUUCGUUUGUGCGUGUAAGAGUGAGAAGUAAAGAAACAUACGUUGUCUUUGAGUGAACAACAUGUCAAGUUGGUACGUAUUGUUUAUGUUUGCACUAGUACUAGUGCAUGCCACAGCAAGAAAUAUACCCGAGGUUCAAACUCAUGAUAAAAAUGUAAACACUGAGAUUUUAAGUACUGCUCCAACACCAAGCAAGGGAGGACUUGAUGACAAGAAAAAUUUCAUCACAUUUGGUGGCAUAGGUAGUUGCUCUGGAAUUGGUGGCUAUGGUGGGAUAUUGCCAACUCUUGGCGGAGCUGGCGGCGGCGCUGGUGUUGGUGGAGCCGGUGGUGGUGGUGGCCUGGGCGGUGCCGGUGGCGGUCUUGGUGGUACCGGGGUUAAAGGGAUCGGCGGCGUUGGUGUUGCCGGAGGUGUUGGUGGAGUUGGUGGUGUUGGUGGGCUAGGUGUUGGUGGUGGAAUUGGUGGUUAUAAAGGUGUGGGAGUUAUAAUUCCUUGAAGUGUUAGUUAGUUACUAAUAUUUCUUAUCUAUUGCAUGUUUUUUUUUUCAAGUGUCUAGUGUUUAAAUUUGAAGUUUUAUUUAAGUGUUAUUAGUAUUAUACUACUAUUAUUCCUCGACUACUAUGUUAUCUAGUAUUGUUCCCAAGUCAUUGUAAUAACUAAGGAUAUAAUAGUAGUUUUUUCUAGGUUGUGUUUAUGUCCUGUUCAUGUUCCCAAGUUGGUAUAACUUGUUUCUAAUGUAUGAAUGAACUUUUUUUCUUCAAGAA